CUAUUAAUUAGUUCAUUCAAAAGCAGCCGGGAAUACUUUUGAAACAAAGGCAGCCAUGGAAGUUGAUCUAAGAAAAACGCCCCAAAUCAAGCAGGAACAACAUAAGGGAGACGAUCGCCAUGACGGAAAACAAGAGGAUGAGAUGCAGUUUGAGUUAACCAAAGCUGAAUUGGGUGAGGUGAGGGAAGAAAACCAAAGGCUUAGGGUGCACUUGGACCAGAUCAUGAAGGAAUACCAAACCCUUCAAAAGAAGUUCCAGGAUGUCUACCAUCAACAACAAGAAACUUCAACCGCAAUCAAGCACAACGACAAACCGCAAAUCAACGAGGAAUCCGAGCUAGUUUCCCUCAGUCUAGGAAGAACUUCAUCGACCGAACUGGUCAAGAAAGAUAAGAAAUGCUCAACUCCUCCUCCAACCAAAAGUGCAACAGAAGGGUUAGAUCUUGGACUAGAGUGUGGAAAAUUUGAACUGUCAUCCACCACACAAGCCGAAUCUUCGGUUAUCCCCCCGAGCCCAGAUAAUAGUUUGGAAGAAGCUAAAGAUGAAGCUGUGACACAGAAACCUUCCACUCCGAAGAGAAAUGCAGAUGAUCAAGAGGUUUUGCAACAAAAUCCUGCAAAGAAAACUAGGGUUUCUGUUAGGGUUCGAUGUGACACCCCAACGAUGAACGAUGGAUGUCAAUGGAGAAAAUAUGGACAAAAAAUUGCGAAAGGGAAUCCUUGUCCGCGGGCGUAUUAUCGUUGCACCGUUUCUCCCACUUGCCCAGUUAGGAAACAGGUACAAAGAUGUCCUCAAGAUAUGUCAAUUUUGAUCACCACAUACGAAGGAACACACAACCACCAGCUUCCGGUUUCCGCCACUGCUAUGGCUUCCACCACCUCCGCGGCCGCAAGUAUGAUAACUUCGGGCUCCUCGACCUCCGGCUCAAACUCAACCCCUAACCCAAGCACCAGUUCUCAAAGGCUAAACUUUUAUCUCAAUGAGAACUCGAAACUAAAGCCGAUUUACUUGCCACAUUCUUCGAUAACCCCCUCGCCCUCGUGCCCAACCGUCACGCUUGAUCUUACUUCAAACACGCUUUCGACAUCAUCACCUUACAACUAUAACCGAUCGCAACCACUCACCUCCAUUUUCCCACCAAGAUAUUCAACCACAAACCUCAAUUUUAGCUCUUUGGAGUCUAAUGCAACCCCAAUUUCUUGGACCAAUGGGUCCUUCAACUAUAGAGAAAAUCAAAUGGGGUCCCUCAACUUUGGAUCAACACAAACUCAAGAAAACAUUUACCAUUCUUUCAUGCAAAAUAAGCCCAUGAUGGGAAUACCAACCACUACUCAACAUUCUCUACAACCAGACACCAUUGAGGCUGCAACAAGGGCAAUCACAUCAAACCCUAAUUUCCAAUCGGUUUUACAAGCGGCACUGACGUCUAUAAUCGGCAGCGGUGCAGUGGGAAGUCAAGGCGCAAGUGAGAAAUCCGGGCAGGCUGUGAAACUGGGAGAUACAUUUCCAGUGCUUUCGAGCUUUCCUUCAACGUCAAAUGCGAAUAAAUGCUCGACAACCUUCAUCAACAAAUCAAUGGCUGCAAAUACAUUGAAUUCUCAAGCUGCAGGAUCAAACUCGUUGCAGUGUUCUAGCUCAAGGAGUAAAUCUACUUCCCCAGAAACUAGCAGAGACCAUGUCGUCUGAUGGAGAUAAUUAGGAUUGUUUUUGUUGUAUUUUUGUAACUUUUGACUUUUGAUGGUUUAAAAUAGUCAAUGAUCUAUGAUCAAACAAAGAUAAAAUUGUAAUUAAUUUACGUAUUGUAACAUUUAUUAUACAUAAUAAUUGCCAAGGGAUGAUGCAUGAGUGAAGAAAA
Molecule: messenger RNA, 1856 nt
Organism: Helianthus annuus (common sunflower)
Lineage: Eukaryota; Viridiplantae; Streptophyta; Magnoliopsida; Asterales; Asteraceae
Product: WRKY transcription factor 72A
Exons: 4
Coding region: 56-1687 (543 amino acids)
Biological process (GO): regulation of DNA-templated transcription
Molecular function (GO): DNA-binding transcription factor activity; sequence-specific DNA binding
Source: RefSeq, a predicted model, not a curated record